This is a messenger RNA of Sceloporus undulatus (fence lizard), 6125 nucleotides long. RefSeq names its product EPH receptor A7 (gene EPHA7). The transcript is spliced from 17 exons. Gene Ontology annotation, cellular component: neuron projection; plasma membrane. Gene Ontology annotation, molecular function: protein binding; transmembrane-ephrin receptor activity; ATP binding. The record is from RefSeq and is a predicted model, not a curated record. Lineage: Eukaryota; Metazoa; Chordata; Lepidosauria; Squamata; Phrynosomatidae. The coding region runs from base 247 to 3225 and encodes 992 amino acids. Gene Ontology annotation, biological process: protein phosphorylation; axon guidance; cell surface receptor protein tyrosine kinase signaling pathway.
CGCCCGGUCUGCAGUCGGAGACUUGCAGGCAGCAAAUGCAGAAGAAGGGAAAGCAAAGGGGAAAGGAGCAGAAGGAACGCUGCGAAGGCAAGGAGCCCUGGAAGUGGCAGCAGCAGCAGCAUUAGCAGCAGCACUUUUUCUCCUUGCAGCUAUCUAUACAUACAUACAUAUAUCCAUAUAUAUAUAAGUAUAUAUAUAUAUCCAUAUACUUAAGCUGUGUUUAAACACCCUUCCAGCUCAUGCACCAUGGUUUUGCAAAGUAGGCUCCCUUGGAUUAUUUUCUGUGGCGUCUGGCUGCUUGGCUUUGCUCACACGGGGGAGGCACAGGCUGCGAAAGAAGUAAUAUUGUUGGAUUCCAAAGCACAGCAGACAGAGUUGGAAUGGAUUUCUUCUCCUCCCAAUGGAUGGGAAGAAAUUAGUGGACUGGAUGAAAACUACACACCUAUACGAACAUACCAGGUAUGCCAAGUCAUGGAGCCUAACCAGAAUAACUGGCUGCGGACUAACUGGAUUGCAAAAGGCAAUGCACAAAGGAUUUUUGUAGAACUAAAAUUUACUCUGAGAGAUUGUAAUAGCCUUCCUGGAGUCCUGGGAACAUGUAAAGAAACUUUCAACUUGCAUUAUUAUGAAACAGACUAUGACACUGGCAGGAGUAUCAGAGAAAACCUGUAUGUAAAAAUAGAUACAAUUGCAGCUGAUGAAAGCUUUACCCAAGGUGAUCUUGGGGAGAGAAAAAUGAAACUUAAUACAGAGGUGAGAGAGAUUGGACCUCUAUCCAAAAAAGGAUUCUACCUUGCAUUUCAGGAUGUAGGUGCCUGCAUUGCUUUGGUUUCUGUCAAAGUAUACUACAAGAAGUGCUGGUCCAUUAUUGAGAACUUAGCUAUUUUUCCAGAUACAGUGACUGGGUCAGAGUUCUCUUCCCUAGUUGAGGUCCACGGAACUUGUGUCACCAGUGCAGAAGAAGAGGCCGAGAACUCUCCUAGAAUGCACUGUAGUGCAGAGGGAGAAUGGUUAGUACCUAUUGGGAAGUGUAUCUGCAAAGCUGGUUUCCAGCAAAAAGGGGACACGUGUGAACCCUGUGGGCGUGGAUUCUACAAGUCCUCUUCACAAGAUCUACAAUGUUCCCGUUGUCCUAUGCACAGUUUUUCUGACAGGGAAGGAUCUUCACGAUGUGAUUGUGAAGACAGCUAUUACAGAGCACCUACUGAUCCACCAUAUGUUGCUUGCACAAGACCUCCAUCUGCACCACAGAACCUUAUUUUCAAUAUUAACCAAACUACUGUAAGUUUGGAAUGGAGCCCUCCUGCUGAUAAUGGAGGAAGAAACGAUGUGACCUACAGGGUAUUGUGCAAGAGGUGCAGCUGGGAACAGGGUGAAUGUGUUCCUUGUGGGAGCAAUGUUGGAUAUAUGCCCCAACAAACUGGAUUAGCAGACAACUACGUCACUGUCAUGGACCUGUUAGCUCAUGCCAACUACACUUUUGAAGUUGAAGCUGUGAAUGGUGUUUCUGACUUGAGCCGUUCCCAGAGGCUUUUUGCAGCUGUUACUGUUACCACUGGUCAAGCAGCUCCCUCGCAAGUUAGCGGCGUAAUGAAAGAGAAAGUGUUGCAAAGGAGUGUGGAGCUUUCCUGGCAGGAACCCGAGCAUCCCAAUGGAGUCAUCACAGAAUAUGAAAUCAAGUAUUAUGAGAAAGACCAAAGGGAGAGGACUUACUCAACAGUGAAAACCAGGGCCACUUCUGCUUCAGUCAAUAAUCUGAAACCAGGAACUGUAUAUGUUUUCCAGAUUCGUGCAUUUACUGCUGCUGGCUAUGGGAAUUAUAGCCCUAGACUAGAUGUUGCUACACUAGAGGAAGCCACAGCCACCGCUGUCUCCAGUGAACAGAAUCCUGUAAUAAUCAUAGCUGUAGUAGCUGUGGCAGGCACUAUCAUUCUGGUCUUCAUGGUAUUUGGCUUCAUCAUUGGACGAAGGCAUUGUGGCUACAGCAAAGCUGAUCAAGAAGGAGAUGAAGAACUUUACUUUCAUUUUAAAUUUCCAGGCACCAAAACCUACAUUGACCCUGAAACCUAUGAAGAUCCAAAUAGAGCUGUCCAUCAAUUCGCCAAGGAGUUAGAUGCCUCCUGUAUUAAAAUAGAGCGUGUGAUUGGUGCAGGAGAGUUUGGUGAAGUGUGCAGUGGCCGCCUAAAGCUUCCAGGCAAGAGAGAUGUUGCAGUGGCUAUUAAAACCUUAAAGGUUGGCUAUACUGAAAAGCAGAGAAGAGAUUUUCUUUGUGAGGCAAGCAUCAUGGGACAGUUUGACCACCCCAAUGUUGUCCAUUUAGAAGGGGUUGUCACCAGAGGGAAACCAGUAAUGAUUGUAAUAGAAUACAUGGAGAAUGGAGCACUGGAUGCAUUUCUCAGGAAACAUGAUGGGCAAUUUACUGUAAUUCAGCUGGUGGGAAUGUUGAGAGGAAUUGCUGCUGGAAUGAGAUACUUGGCUGAUAUGGGAUAUGUGCACAGGGAUUUAGCAGCACGAAACAUCCUAGUCAACAGCAAUCUUGUUUGUAAAGUAUCAGAUUUUGGCCUCUCCAGAGUUAUAGAAGAUGACCCUGAAGCUGUCUACACUACAACGGGUGGCAAAAUACCAGUAAGAUGGACAGCUCCAGAAGCCAUACAGUAUAGAAAGUUUACAUCAGCAAGUGAUGUAUGGAGUUAUGGAAUAGUUAUGUGGGAAGUAAUGUCUUACGGAGAGAGGCCAUACUGGGAUAUGUCAAAUCAAGAUGUUAUAAAAGCAAUCGAAGAAGGGUAUCGCUUGCCAGCACCCAUGGACUGCCCAGCAGGCCUUCACCAGCUGAUGCUAGACUGCUGGCAGAAAGAGCGGGCAGAAAGGCCAAAGUUUGAGCAAAUAGUGGGCAUUUUAGACAAGAUGAUCCGCAACCCAAACAGCUUGAAAACCCCUUUGGGAACCUGUAGUAGACCAAUCAGUCCUCUUCUGGACCAGAACACACCCGAUUUCACAACAUUUUGCUCAGUUGGAGAAUGGUUGCACGCUAUCAAGAUGGAAAGAUACAAGGAUAACUUUUCAGCAGCAGGGUAUAAUAAUCUUGAGACUGUAGCAAGGAUGACUAUUGAUGAUAUUAUGAGCCUAGGCAUCACUUUGGUUGGCCAUCAAAAGAAGAUAAUGAGCAGCAUUCAGACUAUGAGAGCACAAAUGUUACAUUUGCAUGGCACUGGCAUCCAAGUGUGAUAAACAUUUCUCCCCUAUGAGGGAGGUGACAGACUUGAGAGAACAGUGCCAGCCUUCUGUCUACAUGAAGUGCUGCUAGAAGAUUUUUCUGGGUCCUUCCUGCAGACAACAGAAGGCUCACAAGAAGCACCUACAGACUUGAACUCCUAAGUGCCACCAGACAGUUACUUAAAAAGGGAAAAUGGAUCCACCGAUGGCGGCAACGAAAGCAGUGACAAUAAACAAAGUACUACCUGAAACACCUACGAACACCUUGAACUCUCUAACCUCCUUUUUAUCUAAUGGACUUUUUAAAAUGUACAUAGAGGAUUUUAAAAUGAAAGAAAGGAUAUAUUUGUCAGAUAAAAAAUCAUGAUAUUAUUGUUGAAGUCAACAAGAUAUUUUCCUCAAACCUUUGAUUUCAAGCUCUUUUUAUUUUUAAGAAAUCACUUGUGUUCCUUUUUCCUAUAGACCUUCCUUUAGUUAAACAUUUAUAUCUUUGGGCCUUCUUAGUGCUAAGCAUAUGACACAUUAUUACACUGGGGACUUCUGAAAGAUUGUAUGAAUUUCUACAGACACAAAAGUGUAACUGAGAAAUGUGUAUCAAGCUAGCUACUGAGUGGGGUGAAGUGGGGUUAGGACAGGGUUUUCUUUAUGGAAGUUACUUUUGUCUGUUAAUUCCACACCACAUUGAUGUGGUUUGCUAAUUGGCAGGAAAUCAGGAAAAAAUAGUGAGAGUUCUGAUAUUUUUGAAAAUAAUUUUGUAUGACUUAUCACAUACCUUCUCUUUAAACAGGAAAUGAAUAAAUGGAGAAUCUAGCAAUAAUGUUCCCUAAGAAAUCCUAGGCACGUUUAAAAGAAUGGUUUGAAAGAUGACUUUAAGUUGGUUGCCUAGAUUAAAUGAAAUCUGUACAUCUUCAACUUUAAAUUUGUUUCAGCCCCUUUCACUGAAUGAUUGAUUGUAGGUGUAUCACAACAAAACAAAACAAAACAAAAAACAGGUACUGUACUGUAGUGUUGCCUAGCCUUUUAAUCAGAGCACAUUGGAGGUAUAUUGUUGUGUGUUUUUGUCAUGUGUUUUUCUUUUCAAUAAUCCACAUUAGAAGGUCAAGGAGAAACAAUGGGCAUGGUUAAAUAUGAGAUUAAGUUGAAUGUAGUCCUUCCUGCAAAAAUAAAAGAUCUUGGAGUGCAAUCAAAAGAAUAGUAGGCACAUGUACACCUCACUUGAGUUAGCAGGAACUAAUUUUAAUGAAUGCUUAAAUUUCACUGAUUUCAGUGUAGACCGUCUCAGUUCACAUGUUACCAUCCUCUGGUGGAGGAACUGGUGUGCACAUGAGCUCAUAUAUGAUGUCUCUCAUAUGGAUGAUUUUCUAUAUGUCAACAUUCAGUGAUGCAUCCUCCCUGGGCUUGCAACAAGUUCUUAUUAAUUUUCAUUUCCUUUGUUAGACAAAGGUACUGUAUUCACUGUAGGAGAAACUCUGGGCCCCUUUGUAUAUGAGUUUAUUUGCCAAUGGAGGGAAGAUGAUUCUCUUCUACCUACGCUGCUGCCAGUAACAUACCAUCUAGGAGUAAUCUAGAUUUCUCUAGAUGUCAAGUUUUCAGGUAAGAGUUCAAUCAAGACAGAGAAAGUAAGAUACACUUUACUGAAAUCAGUGUGAUUUGAGAACAGUGGUGGUAUGAUGUCCCAGUGGUUUCAUGAGAUGCAAGUGCUCCCAAAUCUCUUGAUUGCACUCCUCCUGUACAUGCCCUGUUGAAAUGAAUGAAAGGUAAAACAACAGCUGUAGGUUUUGUACAGGAGAUAUUUCUCAGUUGGUGCCUUUGGAUUUUCUAUGAGAGCUGUAGAGUGUAAGGCAAGUGGCAGUUCAAAAUUUCAAGGAUUGUUGGGGUUUUUUACAAGCUGCUCUAGACACAUUUUUCUUUGAGAUGUCUGACUGAAAGGUAGCUAUUGAGUGAGAGAACUCUUUUUUGGAAAAAAAUACCAGUUUUAAUUUAAUAUAUGCGUACUUGAGUUGAGUGAAAUGUAAAAUUACCAUAAGCAAUAACAAAGUGUGUUGCAGGAAUAUAUACGAAACAGGUGAUUAAUGCUGUCAAAAAUAUCUUGCAAAUCGUGAGCUACCCCAGCAGUGAACAGCUGUACUUCCAAAGAGAACUGGGCUGCUCCCGUUGGUUUUCAUAGAGAAAGAUCCCAGGGAUCAGUCAUAUAAAUUAAAUCUCGUUAGAUAAUGUGGUCAUCCACACAAAAAAGAAGAAAUAACCUGUAAAUGUUCCUUUGUAAAACUUGUACAUUUUAUUUAUACUGUCUUGUUUUGUACACACAUUUCUGUGCAGUGAGCUCUGAAUACAUUGAAAAUGCACUAUAUUUUUCUAUUUUACUUACAGAGCAUCACAAAGAAGAACAUGUUUUUCAGUGCUACAUAAUGUUUUUUCCCACAUUUAGGACCAAAGAUAGCUUCAGAAAACUGAGAUCAUUCUCCACUGGGGGAGGUUGGUGGCUGCAGUUCCUAUGAGUGGUGAAUUUACUCCAGGUUUUAGGAGCAUUGAAGGGGCUGAGCAUAUGUGGGGGAUAAGAUUCAGCAUUUUGGAUAACUCAUUUAAAGUUUGAACUAAAAUCCAGAGCAGAUUCAUUACCCUGAUGACAUUGGAACCACUUACUUCCCCUCCUCCUCCCCCCUUAUUAUUAUUAUUAUUGUUUUCUUUUAGAGCACUGUACAGUGUUAUUUGUCAUUUUAUUUAUUUGGUUGGUUAGAAAAAUCACUUUGAUUAUACUAAUUCUUUUUUAUUCUUCUUUUCCUCCUUUGUUAAAGAAAUCUGUAAAAAAAGACAAAUGAACAAAAAAUCUUUGAAAUAACAUAAUCCCAUUACAUAGACACUUCCAUUUGUAAUCUUUGUAAUAGACUGUAAAUAUAUUUUUGGAAAUACAA